AUGGGGCUUCUGAUCACCCUUAGGGGCCUGAGGGAGGUUCAGGUCUUACCUGGAGAAGAAUCAGGAGAGGAAGCAGGAAGGUUCAUCACCAACUGCUCCGACGCUCUGCGCAGCGGUGCUAAAACGACGCUCGGUUCCAAACGCGCGGCUCCCGCAGGCACCAUCAGAACCUGUCAGAAGUUUCUCAUCCAGUAUAACAGAAGGCAGGUGCUGCUGCUGCUGCAGAAGUGUACGAGUGAAGAGGAGAGGUGCAGCGUGCGGCAGGCGGUGCUGAGCUGCUCGCUCACAGAAGAGCAGGCGCAGAGCGGGGAGGAGGAGGAGGAGGAUGGCACAGAGACAGACUGAGCAGCACUCGUUCACCUUUGUUCUGGACCUGGGUAUCAAAGCGAUACCAAGUAUCUUCCUGUGUUAAGUAAAGCAAGUAAUGGUUCUUUUCCUGUCUCUACUUAGAUUUCAUUUUUCCCUUCCAAGUGUUCUUAAAUAAAAUGCAUUCAAAAAAACACAAAAGAUUA
Molecule: messenger RNA, 512 nt
Organism: Meleagris gallopavo (turkey)
Lineage: Eukaryota; Metazoa; Chordata; Aves; Galliformes; Phasianidae
Source: RefSeq, a predicted model, not a curated record